GUUUCAUGAACGUUUGACAAAGUGUUUACUGGAUGUGCCGAAAGAGAACGAAUACAAAAAGCCUGUACUUAACAAUACAAAAUCAAAUGAUUGUGUGAAAAGCGUGGACCUGAUUCAACAAAAAUGAAACCUCAAAGAGGGAAAACUCCUCGGAAGAGAAAUGCAAAUUCGCCAUUCCAAGAGCCUGUGGAGGUGUACUGUCGCCUUCGACCUUUGGACGACCCAAAUGAGCCGGCUUGUGCUAAGCCAUUGAGCAAUUCUGUUGUGCAGCUGACACCUUCUGAUAACGCUGUGGUUAGAAAUGGACAAGUGAAAGAGUACCAGUACACCUUCCAGAAUGUUUUUGAUGAGUUUUCCUCACAGAAAGCAGUUUUUGACAGAACUGCUUUGCCUUUGGUGGAGGACUUGGUCGCUGGGAAAAAUGGCCUCCUGUUCACCUAUGGCAUCACCGGAUCUGGUAAGACGUACACCAUGACAGGAGUACCUCAGGACCAGGGUAUCUUGCCUCGCUGCUUGGAUGUGCUUUUCAACAGUAUUGGGGAAUUGCAAUCAAAGAAAUAUGUGUUUAAGCCUGAUCGCAUGAAUGGUUUUGAAGUGCAGACAGAGGCUGAUGCCAUGCUGGAAAGACAGAAGAAGGACAUAAUGCCCAAUCUGACCACACCUAGCAAGACUCCCUCAAAACGGCCAGAGUCUGGUGACAUUGAACGAAUUAUGGACCCAACAGCUGUUGGAUCUGUGGAGGACGACAACUGUUACGCUGUCUUUGUUUCCUACAUUGAGAUCUACAACAACUAUGUCUAUGAUCUGUUAGAUGACUUGCCUUACAACCCCAUCACAGGUUACAAGCCGCCCCAGACAAAGAUUCUUCGGACAGACUCUUCAGACAACAUGUAUGUCCACAACUGCACAGAGGUGGAGGUCAAACAACCUCAAGAUGCUAUAGAUGUCUUUUAUAAAGGUCAAAAGCGUAGAAAAGUGGCUCAUACCACUCUGAAUGCCGAGUCAAGUCGAAGCCACAGUGUCUUCAACAUUCGUCUGGUGCAAGCUCCGCUAGACGGCAAAGGAGAGGAAGUGAUUCAGGACAGUGACGAAGAAGCUUAUGAUUCAGACAGGAUCUGUGUUUCCCAGUUGUCUCUAGUCGACCUUGCUGGCAGUGAGCGCACCAACAGGACAAAGAAUUCUGGCGAUCGCUUGAAGGAAGCUGGAAAUAUCAACCAGUCUCUGAUGGUGUUGAGGACAUGUUUGGAAAUACUGAGAGAAAAUCAGACUGCUGGAAAUAGUAAGCUUGUCCCAUAUCGAGACUCACGGCUCACACAUCUGUUCAAGACAUUUUUUGAUGGUGACGGGAAAGUACGCAUGAUUGUUUGUGUGAAUCCGAGGUUCACAGAAUAUGAGGAGACAAUACAUGUGAUGAAGUUUGCCGAGAUGACUCAGGAGGUUCUCAUCACAAAGUCUGUAUCCAACAACAAGUUUGAUAUGGGCCUCACACCAGGCAGGAGACGCUUACAUCAGCAUCAGAUAGAAAAUGGAAGGCUGGAAGAAGAGAUGGCACCUCACCGUCCUCAAAUAGACUUCUCAAUUGGACCUCCUUUCCCAUUACUUGAGCUGGUCACCCCAACUGAUGACUUGACCAUUUGUAAUAUUGGCUUGUGUUUGGAUGAACGGUUGAGGAGGAGGCAGCUGAUGAUCCUCGACUAUGAGCAGUCAUGUGCUGAAUUCCGAGCACAGCUUGUUGAUUUUGAGAAAGACUAUAACUCUCUGCGUAACAAAUGUUCUGAGCUGGAGGAAAGAGCAGCCAUGAGGGAGAAGGAAGCUAGUCGCAUCGAGAGCAAGAACCGCAGCCUGGAGCGUAAGCUGGAGGAGAUGAGUCGGGUUCUCAAGGACCUGGAGAAGGAGAAUCAGUUGUUGGGCCUUCAGGUUCAGGACAAAGCAUGGAAAAUCCAGGUGGAGAAAAACGCCAAGGAAAAGCUGAGAUCUGAUUAUAAAAGCCGCCUUCAGAUGAACAACCAGGCAUGGGAGAAAAAUAUGGAAAAAACUCGACGUCAGAUGGAGAUAGAAGCAGAGAACCAGCUGGAUGAGCGGGACAGGAAGUUGGACAUGUUGCGGGACAUUGUGAACGAACAGGACGCUGUGGUUGCCACACCUCGUACCAGGUCAAGGGCGGGGCAGAAUCCCACACCCAAGCCCAGGACCCACACAACCCCAGCGUCCAUUCAGAGUGCAAGGUCGGAGAUAGACAUGUCUUCCAUCGGAGCCAGCACCAUUGCGUCAUCUGCCCGUGCUGCCGCCGCUGGACGUGCGGGGAACACUCGUGUCCCGCCUCGCUCAGCUGUCCGGAUCCCUGCUGCUAAGUCAAUACCCAACCUGUCACAAGUGGGGCUCACACCCACUACCAGCAAAAGUAGACAGCCUGUGGUGAACCCUCGGUAUCACCGGCGGUCCAAGUCAUCGGGCAAUGCUGAAGUCUGGCUGGAGCACAAGCCGGUGGACUGCGUGGACACAAACACUCUGAUGCAGCCUAAGAUGACCAAGAAGAAGUCUGUGUCCAAGCUGGACGUGAAGGACACUAAAUCAGCCUCUAAGUACGUCUUGACCCACCAGGAGCAGGACUCCAGUGAUGAGCUUGUCACCAAACUUGUUAAGGGUGAUGUCAUCAAGACCCCAAGUGGAGGGUCGGCCGUUGUCUUCAACGAUGUGGAGACGCUCCGGCGACUUUCCCCGGGCACCAGGAAGAGGAGGAGCCCCACCACACCCAUGUACGACCCUGAGAUGGAGUGGACAGACACGGAGGACCGUUGCUCGACGGCUGUGGAGGGACACAAACGCAGUAAAACAACAAACCUCUAGAUAGGAUAAGACUGAGUUACUUCAUCAAGGGUAGGAUAGGACUGGACUGGCAUACGUUACUACCAGAAUGUUACACCUGACGACAGCGGAAGUUGUUAUCGAUCCAGAACGACAGCGGAAGAGAAACAUUGGCCAUCCCCCAUUACGUUAUGAGUCUGCCGUUUGUCUACGGUUUUUAUAAUAAUGAUAUUAAAACUACUUACCCGUGUACAGCAAAUAUAUCCUAUCCUUGUGGAGGCUAAACAAAGUAAUCAAUGUGUUCUGUAUAUAUAGCUAGUAAACCCUUGUUUGUUAGUGCAUUAUUUGGUCUUAUAGAUCAGACUAGUUCUUUUUAUCCCGUGGGUUUCUUGUGUUGGAACAGAUGUUUUUUUCCUUUUUGUAUAGAUCUGUUCUUGCUCUUCUCCUCUCCUUUCCACUGUGAGCGUACAUACCAUCUAGAAAUUGUUUUCUGUCUGGCGUUAGGAUGGACCAAGACUUGAUCAGUUUUGCUACGAAACGAGACAUAUCUGGUUUUAAUAAAGAUUUUUGUUCUUCACCCAUUUACUGAGCAACUUUGUUUUUAGAGUAAACAUGAUGUUAGGCUUCCUUGACAUUUGUUGUAUAAUGAAAUCUUUGUUUGAUUCUUCUCCUUUUAAUUGAUGAAUAAAUCUCCACAUGCUUGUGAAAAAACAUAACAUACAGGACCUAUCCACAUUACUAUGAUUAGGAAGGGAAAGAGCCGCUGACAAAUGUUUGUUGACCACAAGCCAAGUCCCAUUACUCGGGGAAAGAACUUGAUAUGUCGUGAUUUGUCAAAAAGGGUCUUCCGCUUUUGUCUCGUUGUUUUCUCUAAUGAGGAAAAAUUGCGUUUUGAGGAGAGAAAAAAAUGUGCCUAUGUGCCUCACUUUUCUAGAUACGAUGGUCCUAGUUUCAGCCAAACUUUUUUCGUGAAACUGUUCACUGAUAGUGACAUGAAUCAAAGAUUUUAGCUUAGAUUCAUGGUCACAAUCUUAAGGGUUUCUGUGAGUCUGAUGGUUCAAAGAAAUUCAUGUUUUCACAUUAGUGUCUGUGGUGUAUUGGUGUGGCUCUUUAAUGUUUCAUGCAGAAAACGUAAGUUUGAUUCUUGAGCAGGGAAGUUAUUUUAUCAAGUACAUAUCGUGGGUUGUCUAUGACAGACAACAUUGAAGCACAGCCCACUGUCAAAAAUGAUCUACGAUUAUGUCGAUGUGGGUGUAAACAUUUACAGUAAUUACAACCAUGUUUGCAUUUUUCAAAGCGCUAUGGCUACUUUGUGUUGCUAUAGUAAUGUGCUUGACCAGUGUGAAAGAACAUCAGAGACAUAAAUGAUUUGCCACUGAUUUGUGGGUGUUUCUUAAAAAUAGAGUGUUUUGAUAACUAUGGCAGCUGUCAGAAAGAAUGGUGGAAAUGGCCGCUGAGUAAACAAUUACAGUGGAGUUUGUUUAAACUGAAAUCUGCGGGAUGGCCCGAUUUUCUUUUGUUUAGUCAGUGAGCAGAUUUUUUAAAAAGAUGGAUCAUUGUUUUCAGCAAUCAGCUGAGGCGCGUGGCAUGUGAUUGUGAUGCACAAUCAGGAUCAAAGGCUUUUGAUGCGUCCUGCCAGUUUCUUCUGUUUUUACAAAAGUCAAGCCGAUAGCCCCAUCUUCACACUCUCCCUUUUUUUUUCCUAUCUUGACAAUGAUGAGCCCGGUGAGACCUCUUUUAUCAUGCUUUUGUCUGUCACGUUUAUCCUUUAUGAACCUACACAACCCUAGUUUUUGACAUCAAGAGAGAAAAAAUAUCCAUGGCCAUAUAAUAUUAUUAGGAACUUUUAAGCCAGAUUACUCAGUUUUUAUUUGUUAAUUACCAAAACAUAAGACUCAAGCUAGUGGAUGGGCAGCCCUGUAAAAGUAAAAGAUGUGGUUUCACACAUUCAUCAGUUUGUGGUGCAGCUGGUACUUUAGGCUAGGCAACAACAAAUUUGCUUUUGCAACCUCUCCUGUCUACAGACUAAAAAAUAACAUUCUUAAAAAAAAAAAA
Messenger RNA from Aplysia californica (California sea hare), 4860 nucleotides. Its product is annotated as kinesin-like protein KIF23. Lineage: Eukaryota; Metazoa; Mollusca; Gastropoda; Aplysiida; Aplysiidae. Gene Ontology annotation, cellular component: kinesin complex; microtubule; nucleus. Gene Ontology annotation, molecular function: ATP hydrolysis activity; microtubule binding; ATP binding. The record is from RefSeq and is a predicted model, not a curated record. Bases 124 to 2847 code for a protein of 907 amino acids. Gene Ontology annotation, biological process: microtubule-based movement. The transcript is spliced from 24 exons.